AUGGAAGAAAACUCCCAACGACCCAUGGAGGGUAACAUCAUGGCAGACGGGGGCAUCUAUCCUCAAGGCGUCACGAAAGUCGUCCCGCCCAACCGCCUCGAUUCGGAGCCGACGGAGUUUGGAGAAGCUGUGAUAGCAGAGGUCAAAUUCCCGCCAGCGGUGGGCCUCAGCUGCGAUCGUCUUGAGACAGCUGUGGAUGGCCUGCAAGGAGAUGCAUUUCCCGGUGUACAGGGACGGCGGUUGCAGAUAAACCCUGAUGGUAAGGGGACGCUGCCUGGACCGAUCGAGCUGCAAGAUUAA
Molecule: messenger RNA, 300 nt
Organism: Gloeophyllum trabeum ATCC 11539
Lineage: Eukaryota; Fungi; Basidiomycota; Agaricomycetes; Gloeophyllales; Gloeophyllaceae
Exons: 2
Coding region: 1-300 (99 amino acids)
Source: RefSeq, a predicted model, not a curated record